Messenger RNA from Phyllostomus discolor (pale spear-nosed bat), 2374 nucleotides. RefSeq names its product potassium voltage-gated channel interacting protein 2 (gene KCNIP2). Gene Ontology annotation, molecular function: potassium channel regulator activity; calcium ion binding. The transcript is spliced from 10 exons. The coding region runs from base 298 to 1110 and encodes 270 amino acids. The record is from RefSeq and is a predicted model, not a curated record. Gene Ontology annotation, biological process: regulation of potassium ion transmembrane transport. Lineage: Eukaryota; Metazoa; Chordata; Mammalia; Chiroptera; Phyllostomidae. Gene Ontology annotation, cellular component: voltage-gated potassium channel complex.
CGCGGGGAGGGGGCGGGAGGAGAGAGGCGGCUCGGCUCUGGCUCUGCUCAGCUCCGCUCUGCCUCAGGCUCUGCGCUCACCUACUGCCCAAGGCUCCCUUCCGCUCCUGCCCCAGGAACCCCGGGUGGGCCCUAGACCCCUCCUGGUCCCCAGACUCUCUACCCCAGUCGGGACUCUCCUGGCCCCCAGCCCCUCCGUGUGCUACGCCACCAGGGGGCGCCGUGUGAGCGCCCUAUCCUGGCCACCCGGCGCCCCCUCCCAAGGCCCAGGCGGGACGGGAGGGGGUCGCCGGGGGCCAUGCGGGGCCAGGGUCGCAAAGAGAGUUUGUCCGAUUCCCGAGACCUGGACGGAUCCUAUGACCAGCUCACCGGCCACCCUCCAGGGCCCACUAAAAAAGCGCUGAAGCAGCGGUUCCUCAAGCUGCUGCCUUGCUGCGGGCCCCAAGCCCUGCCCUCAGUCAGUGAAACAUUAGCCGCCCCAGCCUCCCUACGCCCCCACAGACCCCGCCCGCUGGAUCCAGACAGCGUGGAGGAUGAGUUUGAACUGUCCACCGUGUGUCACCGGCCCGAGGGUCUGGAGCAGCUGCAGGAGCAAACCAAGUUCACUCGCAAAGAGUUGCAGGUCCUGUACCGGGGCUUCAAGAACGAAUGUCCCAGUGGAAUUGUCAAUGAGGAGAACUUCAAGCAGAUCUACUCUCAGUUCUUCCCUCAAGGAGACUCCAGCACAUACGCCACUUUUCUCUUCAAUGCCUUUGACACCAACCACGACGGCUCCGUCAGCUUUGAGGACUUUGUGGCUGGUUUGUCCGUGAUCCUUCGAGGAACCAUAGAUGACAGGCUGAACUGGGCAUUCAACCUGUAUGACCUCAACAAGGACGGCUGCAUCACCAAGGAGGAAAUGCUAGAUAUUAUGAAGUCCAUCUAUGACAUGAUGGGCAAGUAUACGUAUCCUGCACUCCGGGAGGAGGCCCCGAGGGAACACGUGGAGAGCUUCUUCCAGAAGAUGGACAGGAACAAGGAUGGGGUGGUGACCAUCGAGGAAUUCAUUGAGUCUUGUCAAAAGGAUGAGAACAUCAUGAGGUCCAUGCAGCUCUUUGACAACGUCAUCUAGCUCCCCGGCAUGGGGGGGUCGGGUGUCCGCCGACCAUGCUCUAGUCCUAGUCCACUUGGACCGCACCCUUCUCUCCCCGGGUCUGUCCUCAUCCCAGCCCUGCCCAAGGUCUGUAGGAAUCCAAGAGCCUUGGAUUUAGUGGAGCCAGAGGGGCCAGGGAGUGGGCAGAGUGCAUCUGCUGGGUGUUCCCAACUCCCAACAGCUCCCACCCCCUUCCUGCCUGACAUUCAGUGCUGAGGGUGCCCCUGCUAUAGGAAUGAAGUGGUUCUCCACCGCCCACCCCACUCUAGAAACUGCAACACUAGACAGAAUUUCUCCUGCUAUGGUGCUUUUCCCAUCCCGGAUCUCAUAAACAUUUUCCAUAAGACUCCCUUCUCAGAGAAGCCGCUCUGUCCUUGGCAUGGAUUGGCCUUUCAGAACAGGGCCUGUGAGAGCUCUGUAGGAGGGGACAAGGAUGUAAAGGCAGAAAUUUGGGGCUUGAGCCAGUGGUUAGGUCCUAGGAGGUAGCUGGAGUGCAGAGUAGGAAGGCCUAGGGGUUGUCAGUGAGAGCUAAGGCAUGCCCGCUGUCCCUCUGAGCUCCAUGGGUCUGCCGCCAAGCUAUAAAAAUAUGAAUUUCUAGGCUCUUCAGAAGACCUUUUCUCCUUGGAAACACCCCACAAAUUUUCCGUGCUCAGUAUCCCAGAAAAGCCUGGGAUCCUGAUGUCUGUCUCCUCCCCAGAUUUUCUUCCUCUCCUUCCUUCCUGUUUGUAUGGUAGUGGUGGCCGGAGGGGAAUAUGGGCGGGAGAUGUCCUGGCUGAUACCUCCCAAAGGUUCAGCCCACGAGCAUGGAGUGAGUCGGGGACCAUCUAGUGAAUGCGCUAGAAGAAAAGGGAAGGAGGGGGGCUGGCAUAGCAUCUGAACCAGUGUGGGGACAUUCACUAAAAUCUUUGAUCUACCCAGGCUUUAUCCAACCCCCCCAAAUAGCCUCCUCAUUCCCACCUAGGGUCUCCUCUUACUAUUCAAUCUACCCAGAGAUGCCCUGAACAUACCUAGAAAGCAGGAACCAGAGGAUCCAAGCCCUGCGUCAUCAGCAGCACCCCUGCCAUGCUGUCACUCCUUAAUAGACCUGCUUGUUCCAUUAGCCAGGACCUGAGGGGAAGGGCCCCCAGAGAGCUGCCUUUCCCGUCAGAACACUGUCGACUGCUUUGCAUUUUUGGCUCCUCUGUAUAUUUUGUAAAAUAAAAAAAUACACCAGAUCCAAUAAAACACAAUGGCUAUGCAUAGG